This is a messenger RNA of Symbiodinium sp. CCMP2592, 6330 nucleotides long. The record is from the annotation of a GenBank genome assembly. NCBI's taxonomy places the organism in Eukaryota, Dinophyceae, Suessiales, Symbiodiniaceae.
AUGUCAGCCACGAGUGCUCAGUACUGGGCCCUUCUCACGCGAGAGGCCGAAGAGGUUUACCGAAGGCACCUGGCUAGUGACCCCAUGGGCAGGAUUUCACUGAAUCCAGUGGAAACCCCGGAGCUUAAGUCCCCGGUUUGGUCCAGACUCGCCAAGCGCUUGGAGGCUCUUUUGAUCACGGCAGCUCCGAAGCAGGUGCGCGAAGAGUUGGUCCAGAGCCGACUCAAGCACUUCACCUUCUCUACCGCCUUCAUGUGCUGUACGCCCCGGGAGGUGUACAAGAGAGGGAGCCGCUCUGGAUGCGCUCCGCCAAUGGAGACGGUGCAGUUUGGAAUGGGACUUGUGAAGGCAGCCCUGAGAGCUGAGACGGCGACUCCCUCUGCAGCCGCAGUGAAGUUCCUGAGGCCUGAGGCAGCAGCAGUGGCGGCCCAGGUUGCAACCGCUCAAGACGCCAAUUCGAGCCAGGUCCAGGCCCUCUUGGAUGAUGCGGCGAAGGUUUUGAAGGCCAUACAGGAUUGGUUUGUGAACCUUCAAUUCGGGAAGGAGCCAGCGGCGGUCAGUGAGAAUGUGCUCUCGGCGUGCUCCGAUGCUCAAGUGCUUCACAUCGACUUGUCCAAGAUCAUCGGUCUGUCAGCUGACCUCGCCUCUCGAUCCGAGCUUCUGGAUGAGUGGUGGCCGAAGUUCCAGCGUUGGGCCCACUUAAAGCAAGCCUCUGCGAUAGGAGGAGCCGUGACUGUGUUCACAAACUGCCGGACCGAUUUGGUCGAGACAUGUGAGAACCGUUCCGUUCUCCCGGAAAGGGUCGUGCAAUCCUUCCAGCCACAACGGCCGCAACCGGUCUCCGAGGAAGAGUUGAGAAGGAUCGAUCAAGAGGUGCGUGAGUCGCUGCGCCUAAUCAGGCCCUCAAUUGCUUCAGGUGGCCAGGUUCCAGAGGUCCAAGGUGUCAAGCAAGCGGUACCGACCGCGGCCGCGCUAGAUGUUGAAGGGUGGAGACGCCACAUCGAGAGCGGACACCUCCCGUUCAACAGGAAGUGCAAGGCCUGCGUUAUGGGGUCAGGGGUAGGACUGCAGCACCGCAAGGUGGCCCAUCCAACCUCGUUCUCCCUUUCACUAGAUGUCCUGGGGCCCAUCCAGAAGGGAAUCUUUGAAGACUCAGUUGCAGCCCAGCCAAGGCACAAAUAUGCCCUUGUGGGGGCGUACAGAGUGCCUGAGGACGUCCUUCGGAGAAGAUGGGAUCCUAAGAAAGACCUGAAGGAUUUGUUCAGGGACACCACGCUUGAGUUGGCUUCCGCAAAUGAGCCGUCGGACCCUUUGCUUCCAAUCCAAGAAGGGCAGGAGGAGGAGAUGCGCGAGGAAGAAUGGGACCAGUCCGAAAGGGGGCCUGAGGAAUCUCUCGUGAGCGUUGAGCUGGAGGUCGAGUCCCACUCUGGGGAGACCCUCCAACAGGCCAUAGAAACUCUUAAGGACCCAGUUCCCCAGGUCGUGCUUCGGUUUGUUAGGCCAAUGACCUCCCGCAAGGGCCCUUCCCUCAUGCCGGCCAUCCACUCCAUGGUUCAGGAGAUAAACAAAUUAGGCUUCCCAGUGAAGAAUGUUCACUCCGACCAGGGCCGGGAAUUCUUGAGCGACAGCUUGAGGCUGUGGUUGUCCCAAAUGGGAGUGCGCGUCACCAUGAGCGAAGCUCAUGAUAAAAAGGCCAAUGGCCUGGCGGAACGCAUAGUAGGGUGGUGUAAGCAGAGAGCCCGUUGCCUGCUGAACAGUGCCGAGCUCGAGCCAAGCUUCUGGCCCUACGCUAUGUCUCAUGCCGCCGCCUCACACCAGGCCUCCCUUAUAGGAGACACUCCGCUCCCCCACUUUGGGAAAAGGAUAGUGUUCAAAAGGCCGAUGUUGCCUGGCAACUUCAAGCCCUGGGACCAUUGGUCCGAAGGUCGAUACCUCUCCCCGUCCAUCCUUGUGCCUGGAGGACACUCUAUCCUCAGACCGGAUGGCAAUACCACGGUUGUGAAGAAUUUCAGGGAUGAUUUAGUUGACCCUGAGGCCUUGGUAAGACAGCGGGAUGAGGAGCUAAAGGAGGCAGCGGAGGUAGCUGCAGAUGCGUCCCUUUCGGAAGGAGGCCAGGAGGAGUUGUUUCCGGAACUCUUCGGCCCCGAUGGCCGGGAGCCCACGGGAUCAUCAAAGGAGGUGAUAGGGGCAGGCGUAGGGGUGAUAGACCCUGGACCCUCAGACUCCGAACUCCCUCCACCUAGCCGUCUAAAGGGAAAGGGUCCAAGGUUGAGGCCGAGGCCACGCCUUGCUGCUCUCCGGGAGCAGGAGCCAGAAGAAGAAGAGGAUGAAGAAAGUGAGGAGGAGAGCGAAGAACCGGAUGAGGUGACGGAUGUAGAGGCCAACACCAUAUCUGAGGGUCAGAUCUCAUCCUUGGGAUCCUCCUCCUCGUCAGGGCAACAGUUUCCUCGCAGCUUGGGAUCCAUCCAGGAUCCGGUGAUCAUCCGAGCCCUUGUGAGGCUCAGUCUUGAGUCCAGAGCCCAGGGCCUCUAUGAUUUGGGAGUCCAUGAGGCUCAGAUGCAGGAGCCACUGCGGGCUCAACGAUUCUAUGAUGAAGUGAUCGCCAAUAAGCCCAUCUCUAGAGACCUCCUCUCCCGUGUAGAGGAGGAGGCACAUGACGCCGACCUAACGAUGGAACCGAAUGAUGAGGAGUAUGCCCAGAAUGUCUUUCAGACCACCAGGUUUAGGAAGGAUAGCUUUGGGUUAGUUCCUCCUGAGCAAGAGCCUGCCCGGGAAGCUGCUUCUGAAGAGCUCGCGUCAGCACUGCUGGAGCUCGGACCAGGGAUCUCAACACAAGGGGUCGAGCAGAUGGUGCGACGGCUUCCUUAUGAGAGCCCUCACCCUGCCCUGGCUGGUGAUCAGACGUCAGGGGAAGAGGGCCGCGCAUUUUACUGUGGUGCUAUGUGCAGAGGAGGGAUCUCCUCCUUGAGAAGGUCUUGUGCGGAGAACCCGCUUGCCAUCAAGUGCCUUACCAGGCUUCUCCGGAGAGCCUUUCCCCACAUGUGCUUUUCCUCGGCGGCAGUUCUAGAGGAGGUGAUGGCACCCCCACACCGGGACUCCAGAAAUGAGGCAACUCCAAACUUGAUCUUGCCUUUGACCAGGUUUGAAGGUGGCGCAGUGUGGGAGGAAAAUGAGUUCGGAAAUGUUUUGAGGGAUCAAAGGGGCAAGCUCCGGGAAUUGGGUUUCGUGUUACCGGGGGACCUCACUGCCGGAGAAGAGGGCGAGCCAGCCCUUAGGGUUAAUAGGCCCGAGAUUAGGAAGGUUGAGGCCAUUCCCCUUGCAAGAGAGCCCGACACGUGGAGGGGACACUAUGAGUUUACCUUGGUGUCGGAGGAGACCUUCCGCGGGUACUUGCGAGGAAAUAGGGGAAGGGAGGACUGGGAGCGCGCCACCCAAGGUGAGUUCUUCCGAGGAGGGUACGUCAUUGAUGAAGCCACUCAGACAAUGUUCAGGGCCAAUGAAACUCAUGAGAGAGUGGCUGUUGCAGCAGUGACCAGUGGUGUCAUUCAGAGUGGGAUUCACAAUGGAGACAUGAUUCUCCGAGAGUAUCUCGGUGAUCCGAGAGACCACGGCCCUUCCGAGCCGGAGGAACCAGUCCCUGUGGUAGAACUACUGGGUCAGGUCAGGGACCUGUAUGCCGACUCCCGUAGUCCCCAGGAGUACCACAUUGGGUUUAGGCUAAAGAGGACGACGGAAGAUGUAGAUAGGGAAGGCAACUACUUAGGGGAUCAGUUCUUCUUUGUGAGAUGCCUCAUGCGGGCUUCCCAAACUCCCCAGACCGUUGCGGAUGUUGAGAUGAUGUCCAGAGUUCUCCGAAGGGGGGACCGACGCCACCGGGCGUCGUACGAAGGGGCUGGAGGAGCCUACCACUUCUCUAGCAUCCCGCUGCUGCACGGCUCUGAGAGCAACCAAGGACGAAGGGCUCCCGCGACCGGGUCCACUCAGUCUUCCAGCUCCAGGGGCCCUCAUCCGUAUGUCCGUGCACUGAGCCCUACGACCGCCUCCCCUUCCCGAUCUGAGGGAACAGGUUCCUCAGAUGAAAUGAGGCCUAGCGGUGAGCCAAGUUCUCCACCUGCCAGCCCUACCAUUCCGGUGUAUAGGCUAGACCCUGCGGUUCUAAUCCCCUCUUCGCUAUUGCUUCCGGCCUCUGUUGCUCCACAAUCAGAGUCCCGCCCUUCCUUUGGACAUCAAGGGCAUGAGGAUCCGGAGGUAAACAAGAUAGAGGUUUACACCAAGGAUGUAGAAGCUAAGCUUGAAGCACUUGGAGAUAGCUCGCUGGAAACCACCUACACAGUUUCCCCAGCCGAAGCCCGGAAGCACGCUGAGCGGUGGAGGGCCGCGUUGCUUGAAGAGCUCAGGUGCCUUGAGGAAAAGGGAGCCAUCAUCCGGAGAAAGGGAGCCGAGGCCCAGAAGCUCCUAUCGGACCCCGAGGCCGUCACCCUGCACUCUAAGGGAGUGUAUACGGUCAAGCCCGGCAAAUACCGGCCGGAUGGGCCGAAGCAGGCUUUCAGAAGGAAGGCGAGGAUCGUAGCGUGCGGGAAUGAGUCCCGAUACACCGACACUGGUGACGUCUAUGCUGCAGGCGUCGCAGGCGACGUCCUGCGCGCUGCACUCCUGAAGGGAGCCAGUAGGCGGUGGAAAGCGUUCGGCACUGACGUGCAUACCGCCUUCCUGCUAGCGCCGUUAGGUACCACCCGCAGGUACCUGUUGCAGCCACCGGCAAUCCUCAAGGCGUUGAAUCUCAUCUCCGAUGGGGAGAUAUGGGAAAUAAACCGCGCCUUGUAUGGCUUGAGGGAGAGUCCGAGGUGGUGGACAGACUACAGAAAUGCUGCGCUUACAGGCCUCACCUUCCAGUUGCGCAGUGCCGAGACAGGCAACCUUGAGUCUUACCGCUUGGAACAGGGUAGCACUGAAGGGAACGUCUUUAAGAUAAGGGGUCCCAAUGGUGAGUUGGAAGGACUUUUGGUGUGCUACGUUGAUGACUUCCUCAUCUUGUCGAGCGAUCCUGUGGCGAAAGCCCUCUACGAGGCAAUGUGCACUCAGCUGAGCUGGGAGUUGGAUCCCCUCCAGGAGGCCACCCGACAGAACCCCCUUAAGUUCUUAGGUGUAGGGAUAAGCCCUUUGGAAAAUGAGCCCGGGUUCGCGCUUGACCAGAGGUCCUACAUAGACGAGCUCCUCGCCAAGAAUGGGUUUCAGGGCAGAGGCAGUAACAUCCCUUGCCCAAAAGAGUUGCUGUCAGAUGGUGACUUGGAAGAUCCUGAGGACGUAAGUUACCCAACGUCUCUAAGGGAGGCGCAACGCCUCACCGGCGAGCUCCUGUGGCUAGCUCAGAAGAGUCGUCCCGACGUCUCUUUUGUGGUGCAAUACAUGGCAUCGCACACCAUAGGCCGCCCGCGACAUGUGUGCGACGUCGCACAAAGAGUGUUCAGGUACCUCUCCCUGACAAGGGAUAGGCAUCUCCGCUUGGUGCCAGAGGCCGAAAAGGGACUCGAAGUUUUCACCGACGCUUCUUUCGCGCCGACCGGAAAACACAGUCAGGGAGGGAUCCUGAUCAAGUAUAUGGGAUCGACGAUCCAAUGGAAGGCGUCAAAACUUCCGCUGAUUGCGAUUUCGUCAGCAGAAGCAGAGUUGCAGGCGCUAAGUGAGGGUGCUAUCUAUGGACAGUCGCUGCAGGCUGUCCUGCGGGACAUCACCGAUGAGCCUCCUUCCCUCGCGCUGUUGUGCGACUCCACUUCCGCUAUAGCCCUCGCCGAGGGCGGGUCCAGUCAGAGGACAAGACACCUUCAGGUGAGAGCCGCGGCGCUCACGCAGCAGUUAGGGUCCUCAAUGACUUUAGAGCACUGCCCGGGGGACGUGCAGUGUGCUGAUCUCCUUACGAAGCCCCUUGCAGGGCCUAGGCUUCACGAGCUGUCCCUCCUUGUAGGCUUGAGUGAUGAAGUUGAGCCUCCUUCUGUUGGGAAGGUUGAGGUGUUGUGUGGAUGCGGAGGAGCCUUGAGCAAAUGGCUCACAGCGCUCACUGCCUUUGCACAGGUCAUGCCAGGCUCAGGCCAAGGUGAGGAGGAGGAGGACUUCCAAGGUGUGACGAGCGACCUCUCGCUCUAUGUGGCCCUGGUUGUUGUGAUCAUAGCCAUAGUAGGAGGUGACUUCGUCUACUCCGUCCUCCUCAGAUCAGCCAAUCAAGCGAAGGGGGAGACCAAUCUCCCAGCCUCCGAGCGCCCAAGGGCACUCUACCGCGACUUCAUCUACUACAACCACGACCCUGCUGCAGGUUUCGAGGUUCUCUCAGACUGA